AAUUCCCAUACCACUUUUAUUUAUUUUCUCAUCGCAAAUUUUUAUAUUUUAUAUUUUCUCACGCUUCUCUCGCCAAUAUAAAAAAAAAAAAAUCUUGCCUAUUCUCUCUCUCCAUCUCUCUUUCUCUUCUGCCUUGGUUUGUAAAUCUCUCUCGUCGUCGAUCGAGAAUGGGUCCGAUCGUCUUGACUCAGUUAGCCACUGGUCUAAGCGUAUUGGCUGGUGCGGUGCUGGUCAAAUCGGUGAUGGACCAGAAGCCCAUGGCCGGCCCGUUUCCCAGGUGCUCCAGUUGCAAUGGCACGGGUCGGGUCUCGUGUCUCUGCUCGCGUUGGUCCGAUGGGGAUGUGGGUUGCCGGACUUGUGCCGGUUCGGGUCGUAUGGCGUGUAGUAGCUGUGGUGGAACAGGUACGGGUCGACCCAUCCCGGUUCAACUCUCUGUACGACGUUCAAACACUCCGUCGUAACGGGUGCGGUUCGUCUUUGGUAGAAAUUUUUUAGUAAUAUUUUAAAUUCUAUACUUUAGCUGUAAUACAAUCUUCCCUUUCUCUCUUAUUUUUCUUUCUUUUUCUUUUUUUAAAUUUUUUUGGAGUUUUUUUAAGCUAUGAUUAAAUCUGUAUAAUAUAUGCUGAUGAUACUCUCAGAGAGAAAUGGAAGAUUAUUUAGUUUGUAAUGGAAAAUCAAUUUCACUAAAUUUUUAUUA
Molecule: messenger RNA, 697 nt
Organism: Ziziphus jujuba (common jujube)
Lineage: Eukaryota; Viridiplantae; Streptophyta; Magnoliopsida; Rosales; Rhamnaceae
Exons: 1
Coding region: 168-461 (97 amino acids)
Source: RefSeq, a predicted model, not a curated record